Molecule: messenger RNA, 422 nt
Organism: Daphnia carinata
Lineage: Eukaryota; Metazoa; Arthropoda; Branchiopoda; Diplostraca; Daphniidae
Product: reactive oxygen species modulator 1-like
Exons: 2
Coding region: 110-355 (81 amino acids)
Biological process (GO): protein import into mitochondrial matrix; protein insertion into mitochondrial inner membrane
Cellular component (GO): TIM23 mitochondrial import inner membrane translocase complex
Source: RefSeq, a predicted model, not a curated record
GUUGCACGUCGAGUCGCAUAACGUACACACAUUAAACCUCUUCCCUCUCGAAAAAAAAAACCUUUUUAAAUUUCUUGUCCAUCAUAACUAAAUCAAAGAUCACCACGAAAUGCCUAUGCCAGCUGGAGGUGGUUAUCAACAAGGUCAACAGCAAAGCUGUUUUGACAAAAUGAAAGUUGGUUUUAUUAUGGGCUUCAGCAUUGGCAUGGCUACUGGAGCUUUAUUUGGUGGUUUUGGAGCUUUAAGACAAGGAAUGAGAGGAAGAGAGCUGAUCAAUACAGUUGGCAAGAUUAUGGUCCAAGGUGGUGGAACUUUUGGCACAUUUAUGGCUAUUGGAACUGGAAUAAGAUGCUGAAAUUCUAACACUCUGCAAAAAUAUUCUAGUGGCUUUAGAACAACCAAUACAUUUGUAAUGAAAUUGA